Pyricularia grisea is the source of this 1635-nucleotide messenger RNA. RefSeq lists its product as uncharacterized. Gene Ontology annotation, cellular component: mitochondrial inner membrane. The record is from RefSeq and is a predicted model, not a curated record. NCBI's taxonomy places the organism in Eukaryota, Fungi, Ascomycota, Sordariomycetes, Magnaporthales, Pyriculariaceae. Gene Ontology annotation, biological process: protein insertion into mitochondrial inner membrane from matrix; mitochondrial respiratory chain complex III assembly. Gene Ontology annotation, molecular function: ATP hydrolysis activity; ATP binding. The transcript has a single exon. The coding region runs from base 1 to 1635 and encodes 544 amino acids.
AUGUCAACUCUUGCCACUCUGAUUAGCGGAACCGCUGCGGCGGGAAGUACACUUGUACACCUCGCUCAAAAAGCCGCUCUGGGGAUCAGUUUUCCCUCUUCCAUGGAGAGUUGGCUUGAUAUCAGUCUUGUAAUAUGGCUGCUGUCGCUACUUAGCGCCAUAUCGAACCUGAUCGAGUUCAGCAAGCGCAUCUUAUAUGGUAUAAUACCCUUGUUUACCGCGUCAGUAUCCAUAGCGGCCAAUGACCGCCUAAACAGAGACGUCAUCAACUAUCUCAGCAGCAAAGACUCCACCGAGCACAUCGUAACAGCACACACAGAGACUGCCGAUCGCCCCAUCAUUCCCUUUUGGUAUCAGAGAACUAUGAGGGACGAUCACCAAGCCAGUGAUUGCCAGAUCGAGUACACUUCCACGUUCAGAAUCAAAUUAGUCCGCCAUGAUGGUAGACUGCUGAUCAUUCGUCGCAUAUCUGCUAAGCCCUCUGGCAGGACGCCAGACAAAUAUGCCAGUCCUCCGGAUGGGAAAGAGCCAUUGGUUAUUCUAUGCCUAGGUUGGUGUUUAAGUCCCAUCGACAAGUUUCUGCGCCAUUGUUGCGAAUUCAAAGACAAACAGCGCAAAAGCUUUGUAACUGUCCAUAUACGACAAAAUCGUGAUCUAGGCGGUCGCGCAGAUUGGGACACAACUCUUUCAAAGGCUAAAAGGUCACUCAAUACGGUUUAUUUGAAAGACGAUACAAAAAAGCAGCUCGUUAGUGACAUUGAAGAUUACUUGCGCGCCAGCACCAGAAAGUACUACCACGACCGUGGGAUACCCUACCGACGAGGAUACCUCCUACAUGGACCUCCAGGGACCGGCAAAACUUCUCUCAGCUUAGCGUUGGCAAGUGAAUUCAAUCUCGACGUCUAUAUGCUGCAUAUCCCAAGCGUCCGCCAUGACAACGAAUUAACAACGCUCUUUACAAAAUUGCCGCCAAGCUGUAUCGUUUUGCUGGAAGAUGUUGAUGCUGUUGGGCUACAGCGGCGACAUGCCUCCCAUUCAGACUCGGAAGAUGAGAGCGGUAGCGAAGGUGGAAUUCCAGGCGCGUUUGGCAGGCGGUCCGCCUGUUCGCUUUCUGGGCUGUUGAACUCGCUGGAUGGCGUGGCAAGCCCAGAAGGCCGCAUCAUCAUUAUGACUACCAACAACAUUGAGAAGCUAGAUGAAGCUUUAAUUCGGGAUGGAAGGGUUGAUAAGAAAGUCUUUCUCGGGUAUAUGGACUCGGACUCGGCCAGACUGAUGUUCAUGAAGAUGUAUCAACUUCAAUCAGACUCACUCCCAUCUCUCGAAGUUGAGAACAACACCAACCAGCAAACCUGUCAAUCAGUGGACGAUAAAUCCACUCACAUCGACCUUGAGAACCUAGCGCAAAAUUUCGCCAGUCUAAUAACGACGAAAAGUCUUUCAGCUGCCAAAGUGCAAGGGUACUUGUUGUGUCACAAGGACAAUCCGCAGGCAGCGGUGGCGAACCUCCCCCACUUCAUGGACAACCAACCAGCCACGGGCAGUCAACCCAGCUGCCUAUCCCACGUUGCCCAAGAAAAGGAAAAUGGUAUUUUUGGCAAUUUGCUUGAAUGGCUGCCUCGCCACAACCAGAAUUAG